Messenger RNA from Loxodonta africana (African savanna elephant), 1903 nucleotides. RefSeq names its product enkurin domain containing 1 (gene ENKD1). The transcript is spliced from 7 exons. The record is from RefSeq and is a predicted model, not a curated record. The coding region runs from base 746 to 1903 and encodes 385 amino acids. Gene Ontology annotation, cellular component: cytoplasmic microtubule. Lineage: Eukaryota; Metazoa; Chordata; Mammalia; Proboscidea; Elephantidae.
CCUGUCACUGGACACUAGAGGUGACACAUAGGGUAUCGGUCACCAUGACCAAAUGAUACAGGGAUCAGACGUUAGAGCCCAACAUUAGACAAAGACACCCCAUAAGGGGGACCAGCCUGUGCCCCUUCCCGCCCUUGGAUCCUGUCCUGGCAGUUAGAGGAUCAGGGUUGCCCAGAGUUCGGCCCUCUUGAGCGCCGCAGGCCAGUCAGGUCAGGCGGCCAGAUGGUCACCUCGGAGCUCUGAACUAGGUCACCGGGCGCCUCUGCCAGCAGUGCCAGACCCGUGGUGGUCCCAUCCUGGGGCCCGUAACGUCUCUCCGCCCCUGCUGAGGCCAUGGCUGCGCGGGGUCAGCGCAUCCUCCAAGGCAGCUUGGCCGGCGGACCCCGAGGGGCUGGUCUGGUGGACCCCACACCGACUCCUGAGACGCGCGGAGAGGUGAGGACAAGAGCUGGGAAGGAUGACUGGAGGCCGCUCCGCCCCACCUCCGCUGAAACUACAAGCCCCGGAAGGCUUUGCAUCAGCGGUAUUGACCCCUAACCUCAGGGACGGAAGCCAUUGUUGCCUGGCAACAGCAACUCCCGUCGGGUCGCCGCAGCUGGAGGCGGAACAGUUCUGGUGAGACCUCUGCCCGGGUGUUGCGGGGGAGGGGCCGCGAAUCAGGCAGGGAAGUGGACUAGGAUCAGAGGCCGCGGGGGCAGCGGGUCAGGGCCAAGGGGUGGGACGGGGUACGAGGAGGGGGCCGGGAAUGGAGGGCACCACCGAGGUCAGGGUCCGGGUCGCGGGGGAAGUGCAGGACUGGGGAAGACUGGGUCUUGGGAUGCGCAGCCCGACACGACUCGACGCACCUUUGCAGAGCGGCGACAUGUGCGAAGGCCCGUCCCGCAUCUCGGGUCCCAUACCCCCUGACCCUACGCUCUGCCGCGAGUACUACCGGCGGCCGGCCUCGGCCCAGGGGCGACUGGAGGGAAACGCGCUGAAGCUGGACCUGCUGACGUCGGACCCGGACCUGGACACUGCCCCUCCCCGGGGCCCCCGCAUCGGUCCCGGAGCCCUAGAGAUCCUGGAACGUGGCCAGCGCGGUGUGGGGGCCGUGCUGCUGCAACUCGGGGAUAUCUCCCUAACCCCAAAAGCCUCUCCGAAGAGGAAGGACCCCAAAGACCAUGAGAAGGAGAACUUAAGACGUAUCAAGGAGAUACAGAGGCGCUUCCGGGAGCAGGAGCGCAGCCGGGAGCAGGGCCAGCCCAGGCCCCUGAAGGCUCUGUGGCGUUCACCCAAGUAUGACAAGGUGGAGUCCCGGGUCAAGGCCCAGCUGCAGGAGCCUGGCCCUGCUUCUGGGACAGAACGUGUCCACUUCCUGAGGGCACACUCCCGCUGUGGCCCUGGGCUCCCACCACCCCGUGUCCCCAGUCCCCAGCUAGCCCCACCAGAUCCCAAUGCUAAGGGUCCAGGCCUAGGUGUGGACUUCAUUAGCCACAAUGCCCGCACUGCCAAGAGGGCCCCCCGGCGGCAUUCCCGUUCACUGCAGAUCCUGGCACAGGUGCUACAACAGCAACGGCAAGCCCAGGAGCACUACAACGCUACACAGAAGGGCCAGGUGCCCCAUUACUUGUUGGAGCGCAGGGAUCUGUGGCGGCGGGAGGCUGAAGCCCGUCAGCACAGCCAGCCAGACCCUGCAAUGCCCCCUGGGCACACACGCAUACCUGAGAACCAGCGGCUAGAGACACUUAACUCUUUGCUCCAGAGCCAGAGCCAACUGCUUCGUGAGCUGAUACUACUGCCUGCUGGGGCAGACUCGCUGAGAGCUCAGGGCCACCGUGCUGAGCUGGACCAGAAGCUGGUGCAAAUAGAGGAAGCCAUCAAGAUCUUUUCCCGCCCCAAGGUCUUUGUGAAGAUGGAUGCCUGA